CCCCGCGGCGCGGCGCGGUCCCGCCGCCGGGGCGGCCCCGUCGGGGAACCGAAACUGGAAUUCACUGCCCCUCGGGCGGGGCUCGGCACCGGCCCCCGGCCCGGCACCUGCCCCCUGCGACUGCCACCGGCACCCCCCACCUCGGCGGAGUCCAGCCAGUUCCCCUCUGCACCCGGGUGGACACACAGGGACAUGACCUGCCGCUGGGCACUGAGGACACCCAACAUGAAGCUGUACCUGCUCCUAGUGUGCUUGGCUGCUGUGGCCGCAGCAUCCGUCACCCCGGGCUCCCUGGAGCACCCUCACCCCGGUCUCUGCACCCAGGGGCCUGUGCUGGAGUCUUCUCCCCGAAAGCUGACACUGACCAAACUGCAGCUGGUGCAAGUGGUACCACCUCCUGCUGACCACCCAAGUGCAGAGGGGAGUGUGGGGACAACGAGCCCACCCCAGCUCGGGACUGAUGCCCAUCCUGAAGUAGUGCCCAGUUUGGCUGCAACGCUCAACAUCACGGAGAGUCCCAGUCUGGGCACAGAGGGGGACGCAGGGACCGUGAGCCCACCUCUGCCCAGAACCAAUGCCCACUCUGAAAAGAUGCCCAGGUUGACUGCAGCCCUCAACGUUGUGGAGGGUGCCAGCCUGGACACAGAAGUGGCCACGGGGCCAGCAAGCACCCGCCCCAGCCCCACAGAGCCCAAGGAUGUUGGCACACCCCCACCAGCCAACAGGACCAUGGCAACACCUGUGCCCAUGACCAUGGAGUGGUCCACCAGCACCCCAGGCACAACCGCCCCACUGUGCCCAGGGGAUGAGGAGCCAGUUGAAGCCUGUGAGGCACCCACGGGGGCACAGACAGCUGCGGUGGCCGAAGCACUGAGCACCUUCGCCCUGCGGUUCUACCAGCGGAUGGCAGAGGCUGCUAAGCCUGGCUCCAACCUGCUCUUCUCACCCAUCAACGUGGCCUUGGGGCUGUCACACCUCCUGCUGGGCGCCCGUGGCGAGACCCAGGAGCGCCUGGGCGCUGUCUUGGCCUACCCACCAGAGCUGUCCUGCGUGCACCGCUCCCUCCGGCAGCUCACCAAGUCCCCGGGCCUCCUGUCCGCCUCGCAGAUCUUCCACCACAAAGAGCUGCACCUCACCCCCCGUUUCCUGAAUGAGUCGUGGCGCUUCUACGAGGCCCGGCCCCGGGUGCUGAGUGGCAACGAGAGCCUCGACCUGCAGCGCAUCAACAAGUGGGUACACAAGGCCACCCAGGGGCACCUGUCACGCCUCCUCGAGGAGCUGCCUGCUGACCCCCGCCUGGUGCUUCUCAGCGCUGUCUACUUCCAGGCCAAGUGGAAGACGCCGUUCAAGGCCAAGGACACAAUUCUGCAGAACUUCCAGCGCCGUGGGCGCCUGCCCGUUCUUGUCCCCACCAUGACGAGCAAGAAGUACCCCAUGUCCUCGUUCAGUGAGCCCAGCCUGCAGGCCCAGGUGGGGCGGCUCCAGCUAAGCCAGGGCCUGAGCCUGGUGGUGGUGCUGCCGCUGGGCGCCCCGGAGGCGCUGGAUGCUCUGGAGCAGGCGCUUAGCCCCGCUGCCUUCCUCGCCCUCCUGCGCAAGGCAACUGCCAUCCCACCCCGGGCCACCGUGCUGGCCCUGCCCCGCUUCCGCCUCGACGUUGCCCAGGACGUUGUGGCCGUCGUCCAUGAGAUGGACUAUGGGCUGUUCUUGGAUGCGGAGCUGUGUGGUUUGGCGCGGGGAGAGGCAGUGGCGGUGGACACGGCGCGGCACCGGGCGGUGCUGGCACUGGAUGAGUCUGGUGUGGAGGCAGCAGGUGCUAUGGCCACCUCGCUGGCCCGCAUUGCCCACGUCUUCGAGGCCCUGCGGCCCUUCCUCUUCGUGCUGUGGGAUGACACACGCGGCUUCCCCCUCUUCAUGGGCCGCCUCAGUGACCCCCAGCCCUGACAGCCCCAGGCACUGGCACCAUCCUUCCCCCUGCCACCUUCCCCCCUCCUCCUUCCCUCCAGCGCUCCUCCCUCCCCCUGUCCAUCCUGCCUUCCUUCCUGCCCUCCCGCCUUCCUUCCCUCCUUUCUCCCCUUCCUCCCUCCUCCCUUUCUUCUCUCUUCCCUUCCCUCCCUCCUCCCCUUGCUCCCUCAUUCCUUUCCUCCCUCUUUCCUUCCCUUGCUCCCUCCUUCCCUCCCUCCCUCCCUCCUUUUCUUGCUCCCCUUUUCCUUCCCUCACUGCCUCCUCCUCUCCCUCUUUUCCUCCUUCCCUUCCUCGUUCCCUCCAGCCCUCCUCCUAUCCCUUCCUUCUCUCCCCUUUCUCCCCCCCCUCCUUGCAGCCCUCUGUCCACCUCCCCCAUGCCCCGUCCCUCCCUCCCACCCAGCCCCACUGCAUGCUGCAGCAGGCCCUCGCCCCUUCAUGCCUCUGUUUCCCUGCCCACCCUGGAGCCCCAAUAAAGGUGCAGACUCCCA
Rhea pennata is the source of this 2450-nucleotide messenger RNA. RefSeq names its product serpin family G member 1 (gene SERPING1). The transcript is spliced from 9 exons. Lineage: Eukaryota; Metazoa; Chordata; Aves; Rheiformes; Rheidae. Gene Ontology annotation, biological process: negative regulation of endopeptidase activity. The record is from RefSeq and is a predicted model, not a curated record. Gene Ontology annotation, molecular function: serine-type endopeptidase inhibitor activity. The coding region runs from base 193 to 1941 and encodes 582 amino acids.